AUGUGUUUAUUUUUGUCUCUGUGUAUAUUUGUUUGUGUCACGCUCUGUUUGUACACACUCCUGAGCGUCUUGUUCCAUCUGUCUGAGUGUAUUAGUGAAGAUGGUCUGUCCUCUGUAUCUGUACAGCAUAAGCUGAAGUCUUCGCAGAAGGACAAAGUUCGCCAGUUCAUGACCUUCACCCAAGCAGGGGAGAAGACAGCUGUGUAUUGCCUCACUCAGAAUGACUGGAAACUAGAGGUAGCCACUGACAAUUACUUUCAGAACCCAGACUUAUACUACAAGGAAUCCAUGAAAACCUCAGUGGAUCGGAAGAAGCUGGAGCAGCUGUACAACCGAUACAAAGAUCCUCAGGAUGAGAAUAAGAUUGGAAUCGAUGGGAUUCAACAGUUCUGUGAUGACCUCAAUUUGGACCCUGCCAGCAUUAGUGUUCUCGUGGUGGCGUGGAAGUUCCGAGCAGCCACACAAUGCGAGUUUAGCAAGAAGGAGUUCUUGGAUGGCAUGACAGAGCUAGGAUGUGACAGUCCAGAAAAACUGAGGGCUUUACUUCCCAGAUUAGAACAAGAGCUCAAAGACAGCGCAAAGUUUAAAGACUUCUACCAGUUCACUUUCAACUUCGCCAAGAAUCCUGGACAGAAGGGACUAGAUUUAGAGAUGGCGGUAGCUUAUUGGAACCUGGUUCUCACAGGCCGUUUCAAGUUCCUUGACCUCUGGAAUAGGUUUUUAUUGGAACACCACAAACGGUCAAUCCCCAAGGACACAUGGAAUCUCCUCCUUGAUUUUGGCAACAUGAUAGCGGAUGAUAUGUCAAACUAUGAUGAGGAAGGGGCAUGGCCUGUUCUCAUAGAUGAUUUUGUGGAAUUUGCUCGGCCAAUCGUGACUGGGUCAAAACGUAAAACAGUAUAAUCAAGGCCUUGCCCACGGAGG
Messenger RNA from Chanos chanos (milkfish), 924 nucleotides. It is a transcript of the gene dcun1d2a, whose product is annotated as DCN1, defective in cullin neddylation 1, domain containing 2a. Gene Ontology annotation, molecular function: ubiquitin conjugating enzyme binding; ubiquitin-like protein binding; cullin family protein binding. NCBI's taxonomy places the organism in Eukaryota, Metazoa, Chordata, Actinopteri, Gonorynchiformes, Chanidae. The record is from RefSeq and is a predicted model, not a curated record. Bases 1 to 903 code for a protein of 300 amino acids. The transcript is spliced from 6 exons. Gene Ontology annotation, biological process: protein neddylation. Gene Ontology annotation, cellular component: ubiquitin ligase complex.